AUUCAUCGCGGGACAGCUGGCGGUAUUUCAAUCGUAUUGGAAGAGCGCUGUACAAAGAGAGAAGCACGAUAGCUCUCGCAUGGCGGCUUGCUAAGUUGCUAGGGCGCACGUUGGAAAGUUCUUAGGUCGCUCUCUCUUUCAGGUCUUCCGUCGUAAUCUCUCUCUCAAUCUUUCUUAGCUGGCCAAAUCUCUCUUCUUCUCCUGCAAUCUUUGGCUGAAGGUAAAGUUUAUGGUGAAAAAUCGAAGCUCCAGUGCUUGGAUCUAGAGCUUGCUGGCGAGGGAGCAUAGGCUCUUCACCAGGUUCCUUUCUUUGCCGUCCCUAAUCGUUCGCAUUGGAUCGAAACUUCGCCGCGUACGCUUGACGCGAGCAAGUUCCGGCGAGUGCUUCUGCUUUCUAUAAAGCCUGUUAUGGGUUCUAAGUCAGUGGAGGAACUGCUACAAAAUUCAACAGGGGUGCAUUUUUCUGGAUUCCACGUGGAUGAUUCAAAAAGAAGAAUUUCCGAAGAAAAGUUUGAUGCUGCUUCUGCAACUGAGAAUGGAUACAAAGAACCAUUUGUAAUAGGUGUUGCUGGUGGUGCGGCUUCUGGAAAGACUGCAGUUUGUGAUAUGAUCAUACAACAACUUCAUGAUCAACGAGUUGUCCUUGUUAAUCAGGAAUCAUUCUAUUUUGAUUUGACAGAAGAGGAGUUGAAUCAUGUACACGAGUAUAACUUUGACCAUCCAGAUGCCUUUGAUACUGAAAAUCUACUUUGCUGUAUGGAGAAGUUAAGGCAAGGGCUUUCUGUUGAUGUCCCAAACUAUGAUUUCAAAUCUCAUAAAAGAAAAUUGCCAGCAAGAAAGGUUAAUCCUUCUGUUGUUAUAAUUUUGGAAGGAAUUUUAAUAUUCCAUGAUCCACGAGUUCGAAAAAUGCUGAACAUGAAGAUAUUUGUUGAUACAGAUGCCGACGUAAGGUUAGCAAGGAGGAUAGGACGUGAUACUGUUGAGAAUGGAAGAGAUCUCAAGACAGUUUUGGAUCAGUACUCAAAAUUUGUUAAACCUGCAUUCGAUGACUUCAUACUCCCCACAAAAAAGUACGCUGAUAUUAUCAUUCCUCGUGGUGGAGAUAAUCAUGUCGCAAUUGACUUAAUUGUGGAGCAUAUCCGUACAAAACUCGGUCAACAUAAUCUCUGUAAAAUAUAUCCAAACCUGGAUGUCAUCCAGUCAACAUUCCAGAUCCGAGGUAUGCAUACGCUCAUUCGUGAUGCCAAAACAACCACACAUGACUUCAUAUUUUAUUCUGAUCGGCUGAUUCGCUUGGUUGUUGAAUAUGGUUUAGGCCAUCUCCCAUUUAAAGAAAAGCAAGUGAUUACACCAACAGGAUCUGUUUAUACAGGGGUUGAAUUCUGUAAAAGAUUAUGUGGUAUUUCCAUUGUGAGAAGUGGUGAAAGCAUGGAGAAUGCACUGCGGGCUUGUUGUAAAGGGAUCAAGAUCGGAAAAAUCCUUAUUCCCAGGGAAGGUGAUAAUGGUCAGCAGUUAAUUUAUCACAAUCUCCCAAAAGAUGUUGCAGAUAGGAAUGUGCUUCUUCUUGAUCCCAUACUAGGCACAGGGAACUCGGCUGUCCAAGCUAUUUCCUUGUUGUUAAAGAACGGAGUACAAGAAAGCAACAUAAUAUUCCUCAAUCUCAUUUCUGCUCCUCAAGGAGUGCAUGUUGUCUGCAAAAAAUUUCCAAGAAUCAAGAUAGUAACAUCUGAGAUAGAUUUUGGUUUAAACGAAGACUUCCGUGUCAUUCCGGGAAUGGGAGAAUUUGGAGAUAGGUACUUUGGAACAGAUGACGAUUAGGAGGCAAUGUUAUCAGUUAAAUUCACAAGGAACCAACCCAGUAAGUUCGCCCUCCAUGAAAAGUUCUUGUUCGAACACUAGCAAGGUUCCAAAAUAUGUUUGAAAUUGCAAACAUUGGAAGGGAGACCUAAUAUCUUCUGCAGGUAUUUGAAUAGUUUGUUAUGAAUGAACAAUGGUAGGAGUUUAGUCCUUCGGCACCAGUGACUUUUGGCAUUUUUAUGCUUAGAAUUUGAGACUUAGUAAAACUCGAGCAUGAUUGGACGUUUGAGUAAAAUAGUAAUUUGAGUAUUAUUAACGGUAGAGUUGAAAUGUAAUAGUUCAUUGUAACGUGCUCGAAUAUAAUUAACUGGUGUUGAUUCCUUGUCUAUCGUAUGCAAUUAUGUUAAUUCA
Molecule: messenger RNA, 2208 nt
Organism: Zingiber officinale
Lineage: Eukaryota; Viridiplantae; Streptophyta; Magnoliopsida; Zingiberales; Zingiberaceae
Product: uridine kinase-like protein 4
Exons: 15
Coding region: 409-1818 (469 amino acids)
Cellular component (GO): cytoplasm
Molecular function (GO): kinase activity; ATP binding
Source: RefSeq, a predicted model, not a curated record